Oreochromis aureus is the source of this 4373-nucleotide messenger RNA. Its product is annotated as GDNF family receptor alpha-4-like. The record is from RefSeq and is a predicted model, not a curated record. Gene Ontology annotation, biological process: nervous system development. The coding region runs from base 748 to 2115 and encodes 455 amino acids. Lineage: Eukaryota; Metazoa; Chordata; Actinopteri; Cichliformes; Cichlidae. The transcript has 8 exons. Gene Ontology annotation, cellular component: external side of plasma membrane; signaling receptor complex. Gene Ontology annotation, molecular function: signaling receptor activity.
UGCAGCCUGGCAUGGCACAAAAGCCUAUUAUAAGCUUCAAGGUCGAAGGCAUUCAUGUUCAUUCACUGGAGCUAUGCUUUGAACACAACCGACCAUCAAAACCUGAAGAGUUGAGUGGAUUCACAGUAAUGGUGCUAACUUCUUUCCUGUGUAACCUCAAUAACACAUGCACGUUGUCCAUAAAGUUGAUGCCCAUAUUUUCCUUCUGGGACCCAGCUGUUCUCCCACUGGAAACAUUUUCACGUCCCUUUGGCCACAAUCGCUGUUUGCAUUGAGCCAAUCACAUUGCGCCUUUAACAAGAGUUGCACCGUGUAGUCUCAGUCUGCUCUCAACUCUGGCUGGACAACUGUGGAGCUGCCAGGGAGGCAGAAGCGCAAACGCCACACAGCUCGCGCUCGGGAGGUUACGGUACGGUGUGUGACUGAUGGGAGCUUUGUCGUGAUCAGCUGCAGAGAAACUUUCUUCUCUCUCUCUUUCUUCUUUUGUGGAUAAAUGGUUUUGGAAUUGGCGUCCGACAGAGAUCAAUAUAACCGGGAUCCGAAAAAUAAAUGGAACAACAAAAAUCGCGAGAACUUGAAUCGCUCCUGUUCAGUUUUUGCCAACUUUGUAUAGGCUGCUAGACCAUCCGAUCAGCCUCAGUCAGUCAGUCCGUGCGGGCGCAGCGGCAGGGGAGGCUGGAUGUGGCAGGAGACGGGUCACUGAGCUGCAGUGAGCCGGGUGCGAGUUUCCUAAUCCCUAACUAUCCAAUGUCACCGGGCAGGAUGAUAAUCGUUGGACUUCUGCUCAAUGUUUUCUCUCAUGGUAGCGUGACAGUAUCUGCAUCCGUAGACUGUUUGGUGGCCGAGCAGGGAUGCAUCCAGGAGCAGUCCUGCAUGGCCAUCUAUCGAUUGCUGGAGUACUGCGCGGCCGAGGAAGCCGUGGCGCCCCUCAGGGCAGACGCGCGGUUGGAGUGCCUGGAGGCCCAGAACUCCUUGCAGCGUUAUCGCCCCCUCCAAGUUUGCAAGUGUCAGCGUGGCUCUCGCAGGGAGGAACACUGCCUCAAGGUCUACUGGACUGUGAGAUUCGCAGCAUAUGAUGAGUAUGAAGUGUCUCCAUAUGAAGAACUGAAGUUAAACCUGGUGAGAAACAUCGAGAUGUCGCGUAUGGCCUCCAUCAUGUCAGCUUCCUCUAAUACUAUGGAUGGUCAAAACCAGUGCUUGAAGGCCGCCCAGGACUGUGGCCUGUAUGAGAAAUGUGGCUCCCUGCGGUCAGAAUAUGUUGUAGCCUGCACCAAGCGAGCAACAGUCUCUGACAACAGCUGUAACCGCCAGAAAUGCCACAAAGCCCUGCGGCGCUUCCUGGAGCGCGUGCCAGAGGAGUACAGCUUCGCUUUGCUCUUCUGUCCCUGCUCUGACACUCUGUGUGGGGAGCGCCGGAGGAAAACCAUCGUCCCGUCAUGCUCCUAUGAGGAGAAUGUGAGAGGGGAGGAGAGAGCGGGCAAGCCCAACUGCCUCAGCCUUCAGAACUACUGCUCCAAAGAUGAGCUGUGUAGAUCCCGCUUUGCUGAUUUCCAGCAUAACUGCCCGCCCCCCCCUCUCUCUGCCUCUGGCUGUAUGCGAGAGCGCAGAACCAUGUGCCUGAAGGCUUAUGCUGGACUCAUAGGAACCAUCAUGACUCCCAACUACGUGAGCAACAGCAGUACAGAGGUGUCCCAGUGGUGCACAUGUGAAGGCAGUGGGAAUGAAUGGCAGGGCUGUCAGCGCAUCCUGCAGAUGUUCACCAACAAUAUUUGUCUGCGCACUGCCAUCAGCUCCAUGGGAAUCUCCGCACCUCCUCCUGUGGAAAACUCUCCCAUGCCAACUUCUCAGCCCUCCCCACGCGUCUACCAGGAGAAGGUCCACGUCAGUGUUAACACUCUUCCUGAAUUCGACAGUAUGGAGGACAGCGAAGAAGAGGAACAGGAGGAAGAGGCGAGCGAAGAAUUCAACAUCAUUCCGCCGUAUUCCGAGAAGGACUCUGACACAGAAUCGGGUGCUAGAGGGAGCCAGCGGGGAGCAGCUAACCAAGCAGUACCCGUGUAUCCAUUACUGCUGCUGCCCGCGCUCAUCAUAGACUGGAAGUGUUGGAGCUACUGAAGCCUCCAUCUCAUUCUCCACUUACAUUUUACACUCGCUACUGCUGUCAAAUCCAUCUCAGCACUCAGAAUGGACCUCAGAGGACUGUCAUGAAGAAGAAAUGUAAAUACUCAUAACACUUUUUCUUUCCUUUUUUCUAGUUUUGUAUCCCAGCAUUUUUUUUCUAUUUUUUUUCCUCUUGAGCCUCCUCAGAUGUUAAAAGAUAUCUGUAGCCCCGCUGUAUCCAUGUUGUCUGUGCUCAAGUUGUCUCAAAUGAAAGAAAGGCAACAGCACGAGCAGAUACAUGAGAGCAUGGGUGAAUUGAGAGGUUUUCUCUGGGCAAAUGCUCUAUCUAGAGCUUGCUUCACACUGAAACCCCUCUUUUACCAAGAAGCACAUUGCCCAAGGCCACAUUCACUCUACUUGCUCCCAAAAACCAUAACCAGUCUACUCCACUGCAACCAGGCAUGAGCAUGGCUUUUGAUUUCUUUUUCAUGACUCAUGUCGCAUCCGUUUCUCUGCUGCCCCUUCGGCUCUUCCUCUCCCUCCUUCAUACUGUGGUAGAGUAAGAUAAUCCACUUUACAACGAGCUAAUAGGGAACCGCACCACACUUAAGCUGCUUUGUACCACUAAAAACACUUUUGGAAAUUGCUUCAUUUAAAAAAGUGAUGAAAUGUAAAACCAACGCGUUGUCGCCUCGUAUGCGGUUCUUUGCGUUUGGCGCACCGAAAAGCUGAGAGCAAGAGUCACUCUGCUCCCUUUCUUUUGUUAACACGCCACUUAGUAUUAUUCCUACCGCAGUGAGUGGCUGCGAAUUCAACCACAGGCAAAAGUAAUGAGAUCAAAUUCUUUUGUAGAAAUGACGAGGAGAGAAAAGCAACAUAAGCAAUUACAGCACAAUUCAAAUUGCUCAGCAUGCAGGGGAAGUCUAGAGUAGGGCUCAGGGGAGGAAAAAGCCAAUUUACUGCUGUCAUACCCUCUCACUUCUUUUAUCCUUAGGAGAUGUGUUUUUAGUGCGUCUUCACCAUCAUGCACUGUAGAUGCUGCGAGAGCGAGAUGCAGCGAUAGAGACGGACACAGGAGGCUGUAAAGCCUGCUGGCUGCUCUGAUCAUUGAGCAGCACAUUGAGCCAUUCUCUCUGCCUGAAAUAUCUUUUGCUGAUGUUAAUGAUUUUUCCUCUUAUGGCUCAUUUUCUUGUGAAAUUAUGCAGCUGCAGGGGUGUAGGUAAAGAGAAGGAUAGUGAAGCUUUUUAAGAGGGGUAAACUUCUCUGAUUUGAUGAUGGGUUUCCAAGAAGUAGCUGGGAUCUCUGCAAAGAAAAUCGCUCCGUUUUCUCACUAGUCAUAAACCGCUAUAGCACCAAUUCAUUGUAAUUACGAAUUCAUGUUUUUAAGAAAAUAAUAUGUAUUGGAGUAAUUGCAUUGAUGGGUGACUUGAGACUGUGUCACCAACAUCUGCUGGAGUUGUUUAUUAAUAUGAAGACUGAACUUUGGAUAUGUCUCGACAGUGUGAAGGCGUAAAGGAGGCUGGAAGCAUAUAAGCCCUGUUUCCCUGAGUGGCAGUCUAUCCUAUUUCAAAGUUUGGGGAAGUUAAAGUUGGACUUUGAAUGGAUGUUGUAAGGCUAGUGCACCUGCAGUGACUAUUACUGACUGUAGGGCGAAAUGACAUCAUGCAAGUUUUUUGACCACUUACUUGUUGAGAGCAAAGUUUUGAAGUAUGACUUCAUGCUUAGCUGGUGCCAAGAGAACAUAACCGGACAGAAGAAGUGAAGUAAUAGUCUGAUUUGACAACCAGCAGGCAUUCACAUUUAUGAAGCAGACCGUGGAGGAGGCGUGCCGCUAAUGACAGAGAAACAUCACCCAUCACAGCGUUUACGCUGCAGAGUCAGCCGCAGCGAGCUCUAAAGCAUCCAAUGACAAGUGUCAGUAAUUGCAUCCCGUGCACUCUGGCCUUAACGACUUAAUGUGAGUUUACAUGUGUGUCCGCAGGUUUGUUUAUAUUUGUAAACUAUGUAAAGUUAACGUUUACAUCAGCUUACUUUCCAUGCAUAAAACUGACAUAUUAAAGAAACUAUGUAACUAUUCCCCAGACAGUUUGUAUGUUAUAUCAUGGACGUGGUGAGGCUAUGUACAGUACUGUUUCAAUGCUUGUAAAAACAUACCAGACAUGCUGAAUAAUGCUGACCUUAGUGUGUAUUAACUGUGUAAUUUUGUGACAUAGCAUAAGGUGUUCCAGUUUGUUAAAAAAAAUCAAAAUAAAAGUCAUGUUGGAAAUUGAAUA